Messenger RNA from Alligator sinensis (Chinese alligator), 6266 nucleotides. RefSeq names its product SEC23 interacting protein (gene SEC23IP). NCBI's taxonomy places the organism in Eukaryota, Metazoa, Chordata, Crocodylia, Alligatoridae. The record is from RefSeq and is a predicted model, not a curated record. The transcript has 18 exons. Gene Ontology annotation, cellular component: COPII-coated ER to Golgi transport vesicle. Gene Ontology annotation, molecular function: protein binding; metal ion binding. Bases 134 to 2554 code for a protein of 806 amino acids.
GCAGAGCUGCCCCCCAACUGCAAGCUUUUCAGCUCCUCCCCAUGGAACAUCACAGCAAGGAUACAACCCGUAUCGCCAUACCUCCUUGAGCAGUAGAGCUAACCCUUACAUAACUCCACCCCAGCUGCAGCAGAUGCCAAGUCAGUCAGUUCAGCCACCACCAUCUGUACCGCCUGUCCACAUGUAUCAGACACCUCCGGGGUCAUUAUCACCGUUUUCUCCGUCACAGUCAGUACUGCCGUCAGCCUCCCAACCUCUACAAACUUCGAGACCUGCAGGUCCCUUGGUACAGGCGCCACCUGUUUUACUGCAGAACCAGUAUGAACCAGUUCAGCCCCAUUGGUUUUACUGCAGGGAAGUGGAAAACAAACAGAUAUGGAUGCCAUUCAGUGUUUUAGAUUCUGUAAAGCUGGAGGAAGUCUAUAACUCUGUCCAACCAGAUCCUGAGAGUGUUAUUUUGAGCACGGAUGGGGGGCGCUAUGAUGUAUACCUGUAUGACAGAAUGAGGAAAGCUGUGUAUUGGGAAGAAGAGCCUUCAGAAGUGAGACGAUGUACGUGGUUUUAUAAAGGAGACAAAGAUAGCAGAUUCGUUCCAUAUGAGGAAGACUUCAGUGAGAAGCUAGAGGCAGAAUAUAAAAAAGCGCUAACUACGAAUCAGUGGCACCGGCGACUUGAAUUUCCUAACGGGGAAAUGAUUAUUAUGCACAAUCCUAAGGUAAUAGUUCAGUUCCAACCUUCCUUGAUACCAGAUGAGUGGGGGACCACGCAAGAUGGUCAGACAAGACCAAGGGUGGUAAAACGUGGCAUUGAUGAUGAUCAUGAUGAAAUUCCUGAUGGAGAGAUGUCUCAGAUUGACCAUUUAGUGUUUAUGGUUCAUGGGAUAGGUCCUGUGUGUGAUUUAAGAUUUAGAAGCAUUGUUGAAUGUGUUGAUGACUUCAGGACAGUAUCUCUGAAGCUUUUGCAGACCCAUUUUAAGAAGCCUGUAGAGGAAUUUAAAGUGAGCAGAGUUGAAUUUCUCCCAGUUCACUGGCAUAGUGCUCUACAUGGGGAUGCGACAGGUGUAGACAGGAAUAUUAAGAAAAUCACUUUGCCAAGCAUUGGACGUCUGCGCCACUUCACCAAUGAGACCUUGCUUGAUAUACUGUUUUACAACAGCCCCACCUACUGUCAGACAAUUGUGGAUAAAGUUGGAAUGGAAAUGAAUCACCUGUAUUCACUUUUCAUGAGUCGCAACCCAGAUUUUAAAGGCGGAGUCUCUGUUGCUGGGCACAGUUUAGGUUCUUUAAUUCUGUUUGACAUACUGUCCAACCAGAAAGACUUGGCUUCAUCAGGAAGCUCUGGCUAUCUCUCUGCUGUAAAUGGGGUUGUGAAAGAUGUUGCUAUUUCUGAUAAGCAGAUAACAGAAGAUACCAGUUCAUUGGGUACUUCAGUUACUCCCUCUAGUGAUGAGUCCUAUGAACCGAGCAUGGAUGAUGAAGUUCCAACCUUGCAGAAGACUCUGGAAAUGCUCAGUCUUACCGAAUACAUCAGUAUAUUUGAAAAAGAGAGAAUUGAUAUGGAAUCUCUGCUGAUGUGUACAGUUGAUGACCUGAAGGAAAUGGAAAUACCUCUUGGACCAAGAAAGAAAAUUGCUAAUUUUGUAAAAGACAGAGCAGCUGAACAGGAACAGAAAAAGGCAAUAACAGAAAAAAAAGCAAUGAUGCAAGCUCAAGAAACUGCUCAGAAGGCAAAAGAAGCAGUUUCUUCGGUCUCCUCUAUAGAACGUGGUAGACUACAGGAGCAGUCAAAGAGAAAGCUUCCUGUGGGUGCCUCUGUUUCUUCUGUGAGCAUUGAAUAUGAGUAUUUUGAAGUUGGUACUGGCCAGGUUUCCGUGGUUCACAGUACUCUAGAUUUCGAACCAGAAAUUUUCUUUGCCCUUGGUUCUCCAAUUGGUGUGUUCCUCACUGUGCGAGGAGUAGAGAAGAUUGAUGAAAACUACAGACUUCCUACCUGCAAGGGAUUCUUCAAUAUUUACCAUCCACUUGACCCAGUAGCUUACAGGUUAGAACCUAUGAUUAUUCCACACUUGGAUGUAAAACCAGUUCUCAUUCCACAUCACAAAGGCAGAAAAAGACUUCAUCUUGAGCUGAAAGACUCUCUUUCUCGAAUGGGAGCUGAUCUGAAACAAGGCUUUAUCAGUUCAUUGAAGAGUGCCUGGCAGACACUUAAUGAUUUUGCUCGUGCUCACACCUCCUCAACUCAGCUGCAGGCAGAACUGGAGAAAGUAGCUAAUCAGAUUAAAGAAGAAGAAGAAAAACAAGUGGUAGAAGUUGAAAAGAUCACUGAAAGUCCAGAUCUUUUGAAGGAUGAGGAUUUAUCUGUGAAGGUUGGAAUGCUAAAUGGAGGACGCCGUAUUGAUUAUGUUUUGCAAGAAAAACCAAUAGAAAGCUUCAAUGAAUACCUUUUUGCUCUACAGAGUCACCUGUGUUAUUGGGAAUCUGAAGAUACUGCCUUGCUGCUUCUCAAAGAGAUAUACAGAACUAUGAACAUCAGUCCUGAACAGCCACAACACUGAUUUGAUCUGCUGUCAGUGUUGCGGCUGACCUGCUGAAAAACCGAUUUGAAGAACUCCCAGUAUUUCCCUAGUCACAGAUGAUGGGGCAGGAAUCAGACUGUCAACGGCAGCCUCUUCUGUCAGCCCAGAGCUCUUGGAUUUGGAUUACUGCCUCCUUGUUUCACUUCAAGAAAAUUGAGAACGUUGAAAAGCUCAGCACCACUGUUUGGUCCACGUAAUUGGAAUGACACUAUUUCAACCUUUGUAAAUCAGCUUAAUUGUACACUUGCCAAAUAUAAGUGACCAGUGAAGCAUAUUUGUGGCAUGCAAACUAUUAUUUCUGCCCCUCCGUCUCGGCUGUUUCAUUUGGCUAUCAGACAUCUAGUGUCCAUCAAGGCCGUAUGUUCUGAAUUAAAGUAAGGACUUGUUGAGAAAUGGGAAUAAUCUGCUUUUCUUAAAACAACUGUUGUUCCAUCUUUUAAAAACAAAAUGUGAAUUUUAGUCAUAAGCUGCUUUAGUACAAAUGACAUCUAGCUGUUUGUAUUUACUAAGACAAGUGACCAGAACCAAUUUCUUACUACUGUAAGCUUAAUACUGAGAUUUUAUAAAACCUUUUCAAGCCUCUGUUGAAGGAGUUUUCUUCUGAUAGAGGUAAAAUGACUUUUUGCUGUAGAAAAUGCCAGAAGUUUGUUGCAGUUGGUUCAGCCUUUAUAUAACUUGUUAUGUAAAUGAUUCAGGGAACAAAGAUAUCAAAUAUCAUUUCAAUUUAGUAAUUAUGUAGAUUUUAGUGUGGCUUAGUGGCUACUGCCUUGUGAGAAAAUGUAGAUGAAUGUAGAGACUGUUUGAAGCUUGUGAGAGCAAAAUCCAACAGGCAGAGUCAAGACCUAUGACCCGCGCUCCGUUUUCAUCUACUGAAAUCAGUGGGAGUUGGAUGGGAUGAGGUUUUAUAGAUUUGUUUCUCUGUGACCACUGUAACUUCCUUCUGGCUUCAACUUUUAAUGCAAGUUGUUUCUCAUUUUCUUAAUAGUAAGUACCUAUAACCCUAAUGCAGCCAAAAUUUGCUUCUGUUGCUACAGUAGGUGCAUUUUGCUAAUGGUUACAUAGUGGAUUCUCAUGGAACACAGUUGUUUGUUUGGCUUUUUUAAAGUAUAUGUAUAAUACACAUUUUUGUGUAUAUAUUUUUGGUUAGUAUAAUUAAAAUACUCUAAUGUCAGUUGAUCUUUACAGCAAGGUUUUGUACAUCUCCCAUUGGUGAUUUAAUUUGUAUUCUGACUAUUUGGAUGCUCGUGGUGUCACUUCCUCAUUCUGAACAUUUGGUUCAAUGUUUACUGCAGUAAAGUUUUCCUUCCACUUUAUUUUCACUUAACCAAAAAAUAUCACCAGAAACUGAGAGCGGAGCCUUUUGCCUGAUGGUACAACACAUGGAAAAACCCAAGCCCGUCAGUAUUAAACAAAGUUUCUCAACAGCUUUCAGAUCCUUACAAAUGGUAUUCAGGUCACGUUACCACUAGUACAGGAUAAAAUACCAAAGCAUAUAAGAUGUAAAGGUUUCUGAGAAUCUUCAGCUGUGUUGAAUGUGUGCAGUGUGCUGAAGUGAAUACGUAAAGGCAAACCAAAUAAAUUUAAUGGGAAAAAAAACUCUAGAGAAUAUUGCAUAUGACUUCUACUUUUAUACUAAAGCCACAUUCUAAUGGGAAUUCAGCUUGCUUUUUGAUUUUGUUCAUUAUUAUGAAAGGAAAUAACUGCUUCAUUUGUUAACAGUAAUAAUUUUUCUGUUGUAUGUUACUUGCAUAUUUUAAAGCUAAUAACAGUUUCUAAUUCCAAAGAAUUUGUACUUAUUUCUUUUUACCUCCCUAGACUUAAUAAAAAGACAAGGUAAGCAACUAUUUGGAGUGGGAGGGGACAUUUUUGAGAACAUAAUCUCCAUCAGUUGAAAAUGUGUGUUGUGUUGUAAACAUUGACUUUAAAAAUUGCAAGUUAUUUGACCCCUGUAUGUACCAACUUAUUUCUGCUUACUAGAGUAACAAACUUCCUGAUUUUUUUUUUAAUCCCAUUGGCUUUAUUGAAAUAACAAGCUGGAUUUGGUCCCAUUCGUAACCGGCCAGAACUUAAUACAGGUUUCCUUGCUUUAUGCUUUAUCGGUUCUGGAUGUGCAAAUUCACGCUUAUGCAAUAACCCUUUUAAUAGAAAAAUUUGGUUAUAUUCAAGGUAAAUUCAUUCUUAUGCAGUUGGUGUGGUAGAAGCCCACAGUCAGCUGCUUUGUGUGGUGCAUUGUAGGAGUGAUGCCAUAGGCUGAGUCAGGUGGUGUUGCCCGGGCCAGGCUACAGCGUCGGUCCCUGCAGCCCAGUGUGGUGCCCUGGGAGCCGGGAGCCGUGAAGCUGCCUGGCAGCAGCGUUUGCGGCCACCGCUCGGGGCAGCUGGUGCUUGUGCUUCUGGAGCUGCAGCUGCCCCAGGAGUGGCAUGAUGCCAUGUGUGUCCCGCCACUGGGCGGGCAGGGGGCGCAGCACAGCCCAGCAGCACUGCUUCCAGGGCAGCUGCAGCUGGGUGCAAAGUGCAGCGCGCAGCAGCAGCAGCUGCCUCUGCCUGGCUGUGAUCCCAGCUGUGUGCACACCCAUCACUACCCCUCCUGCAGCUGCCCGGAGUCUGCGGUCCCGUGUUUGCGGGGGCUGAACCCCCUUAGUCCCAGCCACCCUGCGCUUGUGUAUACUGUCUGCUGUUGGUGAGUACCAAAAUUGUCUUGUAAAAAUGGUAGAAAUUGGUCUGGGGGUCAGUACAACUGAGGUCUAUUUGUUACAUUGUAAAGUGGAUUCCCUUUAUGUGAGUUUGAGUUAUGUGCCAUUUUCUAGGAACGCUUGUACAGCAUAAAGCGAGGGAAACCUGUAUAGCAGUGCUGUUGGUGAGGCACAACUGUGCAAAACCUGUUGGAGGUAGUGGGACAUCUUUUGACCAGAAUUUUUAAUUGCCCAUGAACAAGUCUUUUAUUACUCCUGUCUUCAGAGCAGGCAACUAGAAGAAGAAAUCUUUUAAGUAGAUGCUAACUGGUAAAGAUGCUGUCUAGAAGCAAUUGAAUCAAUAAAUAUGAUAUCCCACAGUGCCAGUCCAGAAUACCAUUUAAGCCUGUAGAGCACUAGAAAAUGCGUUAUAGGAGAUAGUGUUCAAGCAAGAGAAUGCAUUUAACUUCUGUGCUAUUUUUGCACUUGGUAAUUCUUGAUUUUUAGCUCCGUAGGCUGUAUGUUUUUGAGGCAGGUUUUUUGGGGUUGUUGGGUAGGUGUGUGCGCAUACAUUUUGAAAGCUAAGACUUUGGUGCCUACAUUGAACGUUUAGGUGCCACUGAGAAACUCCAAACGCUUUCCCAAUGGUAGUCUAACCUCUAAGGACUUUAGGUGUCUAAAGUGUCUGCUGGUGGGCAUUUGUUAAACUGUUGAAGUCUUGCAUAAGCUGGGCAUGUGUAACCUCUGUAUACAUUGAAUAUAAUGGGAUGGAGCAGGGGCCUAUCCAGAGGGCAUAUGGUAGCACAGUGACACCUCCCUUUCAGACCAUCCAUGAACUUCCAUCCCCAACCUGCCUUCUCCUCCAUGUUCAGAAGCAUCUCUUGUCUUCUUCCAUUCCUUCAUCUUCCAGAGUAGUUGCUUGUCCCCAUCUGAUCGCGCGGGGCGGCGGGGCGUGUUGCAGCCAGGCCUCACGAGAAGCUGGUUUAGUUAGGGACAUUAAUGGUGGUGGUGGCAGUGGGUGC